UUCACAUCUGACAAGUUCAAAGGUUUUGAGUUAUUUUAGGAGUGGCUUCACUUGCACACCCUUAAUUUUCAUUUUCCCAGAGUGACACAACCGGUAACGUUAGGCUAUAGCAGUUUGCUGUGCACCGCAGAGGCGUUAAAAGUUGCUCAACGUGUUCACAGAAGGGAGUGUAACUUCAUGGCAGCCACACGGAUGCAGCUGUUAUCACCGAGAAAAGUCCGGCUUUUAAGCCGAGGUCGAAAUGAAUUGUUUGCCGGUGGUAGCGGAGCGCAGCGGCCCGGCGGUGGUCCCAGGGUGCGCUCACUGACCUCUCCCCCUCUGUCCUCCUCCUCUCCCGGCAGAGCUCUAUCGAGUCUGAGUUCGACGCGGCGUGGGCUUCCCAAAGAGAAAAUGUCUGAGAAUGGAUUGUCGUCCCGGGCCAAGGUGUUGACCAUCGACACCAUGAACCCCACGGUGAAGAAGGUGGAGUACGCCGUGCGGGGGCCCAUCGUUCAGCGGGCUGUGGAGCUGGAGAGGGAGCUCUCUGAGGGAAUGAAGAAGCCCUUUUCUGAGGUCAUUAAGGCAAACAUUGGUGACGCGCAUGCUAUGGGCCAGCAGCCAAUCACUUUCUUCCGGCAGGUCUUGGCGCUCUGCUCCUACCCUGAACUGCUGAAUGACAGCACAUUCCCUGAGGAUGCUAAAAGUAGAGCACGCCGCAUUCUGCAGUCCUGUGGAGGGAACAGUAUGGGCUCCUACAGCGCCAGUCAGGGGAUAGACUCUGUGCGUCAGGAUGUGGCCCGCUACAUUGAGCGAAGGGACGGCGGUGUGCCCUGUGACCCAGACGACAUUUAUCUCACCACAGGGGCCAGCGACGGCAUUGUGACCAUGCUGAAGCUGCUGAUGUGUGGCGAGGGUGCGACUCGCACAGGCGUCAUGAUCUCCAUACCUCAGUAUCCACUGUACUCUGCUGCGCUGGCCGAACUGGGCGCCGUGCAGAUCAACUAUUAUCUUAAUGAGGAAAAAUGCUGGAGUCUGGACAUUAGCGAGCUGCAGCGCUCCCUGGAUGAGGCCCGGCGCUACUGCAAUCCCAGAGCCCUGUGCAUCAUCAAUCCUGGAAACCCCACUGGUCAGGUUCAGAGCAGACAAUGUAUUGAGGAUGUAAUCCAAUUUGCAGCAAGGGAACGUCUCUUCCUCAUGGCUGAUGAGGUGUACCAGGAUAAUGUGUAUGCUGAUGGUUGCCAGUUCCACUCUUUUAAGAAGGUUCUGUUUGACAUGGGGCCAGAGUACUCAAAUACAGUAGAGCUGGUAUCUUUCCAUUCCACCUCAAAAUGCUACAUGGGAGAGUGUGGCUUCCGUGGAGGCUACAUGGAGAUCAUCAAUAUGGACGAUGAGGUGAAGGCCCAGCUGAUCAAGCUGGUGUCUGUCCGUCUGUGUCCUCCUGUUCCUGGACAGGCUCUCAUGGACCUGGUGGUCAACCCUCCGCAGCCUGGGGAACCAUCAUAUAGCACAUUUAUCAAGGAGCGCACAGCCACCUUAAGUGCCUUAGCAGAGAAGGCCAAGCUUACAGAGCAGGCUCUCAAUACUGUGCAAGGCAUCAGCUGCAAUCCUGUGCAGGGUGCUAUGUACUCCUUCCCUUGCAUAACCAUCCCUGAAAAGGCCAUCAAAGAGGCCAUGGACAACGGUCAGCAGCCAGAUAUGUUUUACUGCAUGAAGAUGCUGGAGGAGACGGGGAUCUGCCUCGUACCUGGAAGCGGCUUUGGCCAGAAGGAUGGAACCUACCACUUCAGAAUGACCAUCUUGCCACCAACAGACAAGCUGAAGAUCCUGCUGAACAAAGUAAAGGAGUUCCACCAGAAAUUCACACAGCAAUAUUCUUAAAUGUCCAAGCGUCUUCUUCCGUUCGCAAAGGGAGGAGCUCACCAACCACAACAAAAAGAACUUAGCCAAUCAAAAUUCAUCUGUCACUAAUAAGUGCCUUUCCAACGUUGGCUCUGGUGGUCUCUGUGAUGACGCACUUCAGCCUCUGCAGCUACAACAGACAAAAGGCACUGUUUUGUCAGAAAACAAAACUGGAGAUGAUGAAAUUAAAUCAAGAGACCUGUUGUUAAGUUUGGGGAAAAUAUGGUGUCAGCUUGUGUGUUGAGCUUUGAAAGAUGUACAGUACUAUAGUUCUGUGUAUUUGUAAUAAUAUGAGAGCUAGAUUGUCAAUGUGAAUACCAAGCUUUAAAAAAAGAAAUUUGAAAAAUAGGUACAAUUGCAAGAAAAGUGAUGCUGCUUAAAACCCUGAAUAAGUGUACGACUGGCUGCAAUAUUUCAUUCCACAGGGAGAAUAUGUAGAAAAGUCUUAUUUGAAUGAUAAUUCAAAGCUGAUUUUGUAGAAUCAAAAUAAAUGUAACCGUGUA
Micropterus dolomieu (smallmouth bass) is the source of this 2381-nucleotide messenger RNA. It is a transcript of the gene gpt, whose product is annotated as glutamic--pyruvic transaminase. The record is from RefSeq and is a predicted model, not a curated record. Gene Ontology annotation, molecular function: L-alanine:2-oxoglutarate transaminase activity; pyridoxal phosphate binding. Gene Ontology annotation, biological process: biosynthetic process. Lineage: Eukaryota; Metazoa; Chordata; Actinopteri; Centrarchiformes; Centrarchidae. The transcript has 11 exons. The coding region runs from base 178 to 1857 and encodes 559 amino acids.